AUGGCGUCCCUCUCCGCGACGGUGGCCACCAAAGGUCAGCUUGCCCACGUCGCCUUCAGCAGCGACGCCUCCCACCUCGUCGCGUGCACGAGCAGCGGGCUGCGCGUCUUCUCCUGCGACAAGUUGGUCGAGCUCGUCUUCUACAGACGCAACGGCACCGGCGACGAGGUGACCUGCGCCGAGCUGCUCACGGAGUCCAACCUGGCCGCCGUGAUCCGGAGCCCGAACGACACCGACGGCGCCGCCGACGUAUACGGGGUCCGCUUUAUGGAGUGGCGACGCGAAGAAGGCGACGGCGCUGGUUGUCAACGGCGUCGCGGACAGAAACAGAGACAGACUUCGGUGGCCACGAAGACGCUGGAUACCCCCGGCCUCGGCGCCGUGGGCGGGCUCCGCCUUCUCGGUGACCACAUGCUCGUCGCCGGCGAGAAGAAGGCGGUGCUGGUUGUCAACGGCGACGGAGAUCCCCAGGAUAAGGAGGAGAGGACGACGGGGCCUAACCCGCUGGGGCUGUGCGCGCUGGCGACCGACCAGAAGACGCUCGUGUACGCGCUGCCGCGGGAGGAGAAGGGCGCCGUGCAGGUGUGCCGGAGCGGCUGUCCCGACACCGUCGACGUGCACGCGCACGAUUCCAGCGUCGCGUGCAUCGCGCUGUCCCCCGACGGCCGACUGCUCGCCACCGCCGGCAGCAAGGGCACGCUCGUGCGCAUCUUCAGCGCCGAUGACGGUUCCAAGCUACAAGAGGUUCGUUACGUUUAA
This is a messenger RNA of Lolium perenne, 759 nucleotides long. The record is from RefSeq and is a predicted model, not a curated record. NCBI's taxonomy places the organism in Eukaryota, Viridiplantae, Streptophyta, Magnoliopsida, Poales, Poaceae.